This is a messenger RNA of Fusarium odoratissimum NRRL 54006, 2483 nucleotides long. RefSeq lists its product as uncharacterized. The transcript has 2 exons. Lineage: Eukaryota; Fungi; Ascomycota; Sordariomycetes; Hypocreales; Nectriaceae. Gene Ontology annotation, molecular function: ubiquitin binding. The coding region runs from base 504 to 2105 and encodes 533 amino acids. Gene Ontology annotation, biological process: proteasome-mediated ubiquitin-dependent protein catabolic process. Gene Ontology annotation, cellular component: nucleus. The record is from RefSeq and is a predicted model, not a curated record.
GAAGAAGUCGCGUCAUUGAUUUUCCGCCACCGUUACUGCUGCACUCCCCUGUCACUUGCCCCUCCAAGCAAAGGCGCUAAGCUCCACUGACCCGGUUGCGUCACUGUGGUUGGGUGCCUGUCUUUGGUGUCUGUCUGUGCUUCACUUUCACCUUCAACUUUCGCCUUGCAACUUGAAGGUCACAUCUCAACCACGACAAGGUCGAUUUCUUUCAAGCGCGUUGCCGCUAUAAGCUGAAAGAACAACGGCACUGAACAGCUCACUAUCCAGCUCACGUCAUCAGCUUGAGAUCAGUGACUAUUUAGCCCCGAUACUCUCCCCGCUGUUGUCAUAGCGGGGCAUCAACUCUCCUCGCCCAAGCUACACCGAACCUUACGAUAUCACAUCAAUCAACUUCGUGUUCGACCCCGAACCCUCUUCUUACUUCGAUACUCUCGAUACUCUAAAAUUCCACCAAACACGACAGCCUGACACCCCCUGCCCUGCCAGGAGAGUCGCCAGCCAUGGACGACAACAUCUCCACAUUCAUGUCCAUUACGGGCACAAGCACUGAUGUCGCCCGGAGCUUUCUCGAGAUGACUGCGGGUAACUUUGAGCGUGCCAUAGGACUCUUCUUCGAGAACCCCGAUCUCGUUUCCGGUGUGGGAGCUGGCCUUUCUUCAACCGACCAGCCAGCAGCUGCCCCUGCGACAACAGCAGCAACCAGAGGCAACAUUGGCAGACAAGAUUCGGCGGGCGUUAUUCACAUCGAUAGUGACGAUGACCAGGAUAUGCAACUCGAAGACUUUAGCGACAAUGAUGAUGAUAAUGAGAGAGCCGUCGCAGCUCAAGCGGCAGCUCUAGCCCAGGAAGAAGAAGAUAUGGCAAUGGCAAAGCGAUUACAGGAGGAGCUAUACCAAGGCAACCAAGGGUCUGGAUCAGGAGGAAACCCAGAUGAUGUCCGGGCACCUAUCGCGCGGACUACUGAGACCCUGGUGGCACCCGGAUGGGGUGGUGGUGAGCACGAUGAUGGAAUGGAGGCAGCUUUUCUAGAAGAGUUGAGACGCAGGCGGCGGGCAAAUCCACCCAAUCGUGCGGGAGGACCAUUCUCCCAGCAAAUAUGGGCCGACCCUGAACGCCGCCCAGCUCAGCCAGCCGAGAAUGGAGCCCAUGCAAGGCGUCUUGAAGAUUUGUUUCGACCACCUUACGAUCUGAUGGCGCGCAUGUCUUGGGAUGACGCCCGUACACUAGGCAAGGAAGACAAGAAGUGGAUCUUGGUUAAUCUCCAAGACAUGAACGACUUUAACUGCCAGGCCCUAAACCGCGACAUUUGGAAGGACGAAGCUAUCAAAUCUCUGGUCUCAGAGAACUUCAUAUUUCUACAGUAUGACAAGGACUUCCCGGAUGCUGAGGAGUUUGUGACAUUUUAUUUCCCCAACCAAACCCACGAGAACCCUGAUAACUACCCACAUGUCUCGAUCAUCGACCCCCGAACAGGCGAGCAAGUCAAGGUUUGGACCGGGCGACCUUUCCCUUCCGCGCAAGACUUCCAUGCCGAACUCGCCGAGUUUCUCGACCGCUACAGUCUCGCGGCCAAUAGCAAGAACCCGGUUGCGAAGACGACAGCACGAAAGCCACAGAGAGUGGAUGUCGAUCGCAUGACUGAGGAUGAGAUGCUUGAAAUGGCUUUGAAAAACAGUCUGGAGGGUGCUACAGGAAGCGGAGGCUCCUCAACACCCAACCUCCAUGACCCCGAUGCUUUAACCAAAGACCCUGGCCCCGAGGAGGGUAAAGGAAAGGAACCUGAAGCCCCGGUUGAACAAAGUCCUUGGGCUCAAAUUUCGAGCAUCACCCCACAUACCGAACCAGAGGCUAACCCAACAACUACUACACGCAUUCAAUUCCGACACCCUACCGGCCGUGUCAUUCGACGAUUCAACCUUGAUGAUCCAGUCCGCAGAAUCUAUGAAUGGCUCAAGGCUGAGCCACUGGAAGGCAAAGAAGGGAUCGAAUUCGAGCUUAAGAAAAUGCCUGCUGGCCAGGAUCUCAUCGAGAGCCUGGACACGACCGUUGCAGAUGCAGGUCUGAAGCAAGGGACAGUCAUGAUUGAGUUCAUUGAGGACUGAGCUGGUGACUGAUUGAAUGAUUUCCUUUUAUGCGGGAUUACAGCAAACUUUGUAGAUAGAUCAGUAUCGGAGCCAUCGGAGUGAAUUGGACUGGCUGCAGCCAGUGGAAUAUGCGGAUUCUGAGUCCUUGUGGCAUCAUUGCUAUUGGAAUUGAUUUACCUUUAUCAUGAGGAGGGCGUGGGAGGUUACUAUCUUUAGACAGCUCAUCGAAGUCACGCAUGAGAAAUGACACUUGAAAGCAAUGGAACUGUGCAAAUGCCAUGCUCGCAUUCUGUGCCUGGCCAUGUAUGACAAGGCUAAUUUAACACCAAUGAAAGUAAUCGCAAUGUAAUUUUAUCUACCAAGCUAAUGUGAUCGCGUCAGCUUGUUCCUGAUCCC